GUCUGAUUUAAAGUCUGUUCUUUUCACACAAUGCACAAAGCUGCUAUAGUCUGAGAAAUGCACAAGGAACAGGACAAAGAGAAUUAAACAGCAUUCCAGGAAGUGGUCCCUGCUUGACAAUGAAGACAUUUCAGAUGUUCUGUACUUGCCUUUUCCUUACUGAACUAUGGGAUAUCAUAUAUGCACAAAGCAACAUUAAAUGGGAAAUUCAGCGCUAUGAUGGCUGGUAUAAUAAUGUUGCUCAUCCCAGCAGAGGUUCCGCAGGAUCAAGACUCCUGCGUCUCCUACCAGCUGAAUACUCUGAUGGAGUUUAUCAGGCUAUGUCAGAACCACAGCUCCCUAAUCCCCGAAAAAUAAGUAAUUUGGCUAUGAAGGGUGACUCAGGAAUAUCAUCUAACCGGAACCGUACUGUGGUGGGAGUAUUUUUUGGAUACCAUAUAUUCUCUGAUAUCAUUGGCACUGAAAACGCUGGAUGUCCUUCAGAGUAUUUAAAUAUUGAAGUACCUGUUGGCGAUGAGAUUUUUGAUCCAGAUAGAACCGGUAAAGUAGUGCUUCCGUUUCAACGCAGCCAAUGGUGUAAACACAGUGGGAACAGUCCAAAUAAUCCAAGGCGUCAGAUAAACACUGCCACUUCAUGGAUUGAUGGGAGCUCUAUUUAUGGCACCUUUCAUUCAUGGAGUGAUGCCCUGAGAAGUUUUUCUGGAGGAAAACUGGCAUCUGGUUCAAAUCCCUUGUUUCCAAAAGAGUCAGAUGGCAGUAUUCGUAUGUGGAGAACACCAGAUCCUUCAACAGGUGAAAGAGGAACAUUGGGCAUUUAUGCAUUUGGUAAUAUUAGAGGAAAUGAGAAUCCAUUUCUACAAGCAGAGAGCAUUGUCUGGUUCAGAUAUCACAAUCACAUGGCAGAACAGUUUGCUGAGAAGCACCCCGUAUGGUCAGAUGAAGACAUAUUUCAUCAUGCUAGGAAAUGGGUAAUCGCUAUAUACCAGAAUAUUAUAAUGUAUGAAUGGCUCCCUAUGUUCCUCCAUAAACCUGUUUCAGCCUACCUUGGAUAUAAUCAGCAUGUUGACCCAAGUCUUUCCAAUGAGUUCCAGGUUGCUGUUCAGUUCAUGGCGACCCUAAUACCAUCAGGAAUUUAUACAAGAAAUAAAACAUGUCAUUAUCAUGAAGUGAUCAGCUCAGAUGGGGCCAAAUGGCCAGCUUACCGUUUUUGUAACAACUACUGGAAGAGAAAGAAAUCAAAUAUGCAGACAUCAGAGGACAUUGAUUCACUACUAUUUGGGAUGAUUUCUCAGAUUGCUGAAAAAGAAGAUAAUGUUGUUGUUGAAGAUGUACGAGAUUAUUGGUUUGGGCCUGUGAAAUAUUCAAGGACAGACUACAUUUCUUCCAGCAUUCAACGAGGACGGGAUUUAGGAUUGGGUUUUUUUAACCGUGCAAGGGAAUACUUUGGAUUACAUCCAAUCAGAAAUUGGACAGACAUUAAUCCCAACCUUUACCAAACAAAUAAACAGCUUUUUGAAGAUUUAGCAAUGCUGUAUAACAAUGAUAUUGAAAAGCUAGAGAUACUUCCUGGCGCAAUGUUGGAGAGUUCCGGAGACCCUGGGGAGCUCCUUACUGCAAUUAUACUUGAUCAAUUCCAGCGCUUAAGGGAUGGAGACAGAUUCUGGUUUGAAAAUGAAAAAAAUGGGUUAUUCACUUCCAAUGAAAUAUCACAAAUACGCAAUACAUCUUUCCAUGAUAUUAUUUUGGCUGUUACAUCUGCUGAUCCAGGAGACAUUCAGAGACAGGUGUUUACCUGGGUAAAUGGUGAUCCGUGUCCUCAGCCAGAACAAAUAUCAGCUGAAAAUCUUUCUGCAUGCGUUCCACUGACCGUGACUGACUAUUUUGAAGACAGUGUAACUGGAUACAGCAUUCUCUUUGUGGCUAUAUGUUCAUUUCCUUUAGUCAGCUAUUUCAUCGCCUGGAUUGUUGCUCAAUCAAGGAAAAAGGACUUUAAAAAAAUCCAGAAAAAAAAUGCAAUAUCCAGUGUGAAAAUGGUUUUAUCAGCAGAAGGAAUAGCAGCUCAAGAAUGGCAUGGACCAAAAGAACCAAUAUGUCCGGUCCUUAUCCAAAUUUACCCUCAGCAACUAAUCAAAGUACUGGAUAGCUGGUCCUCUGUAAUUCGUACCAUAACCUUGCAGAACUAUACAGACAUCACUGUUAUUCAAUCAAACAACCGUGGAUGCAGAACGUUGCUGGUAAAAGUCCCAAAGGAAUAUGAUUUGGUGUUAAUUUUUUAUUGCGAGGAAGAAUGCCAAAGUUUUAUCAAUCAGCUACAAGAGAAUGGCAUUAUUCUUAAAGAAUACAAAAUGAAAGAGCACAAUCUUUUUAAAGAAGCAGUAACAAAAAAGCAGAGAAGUCAGAUUCUGGAAACCUUUUUCCGUCAAUCUUUUGCUCAGGUUCUUCAAAUCAACCAGUCAGACAUAGAAAAUUUCACAGCCAAACGCUGUACUAAGGUGAUCGAAGCGCUAAAAUGUGAAUUAAGCAGAACUGAAUUUGCUGAAUCUUUAGGCCUGAAGCCUCAUUCCAUGUUUGUGGAGUCAAUGUUCUCUCUUGCAGAUGAAGAUGGGAAUGGAUAUUUAUCAUUCAGAGAGUUCUUAAACAUUUUAGUGAUUUUAAUGAAAGGUUCCCCGAAAGAGAAGUCUAGAUUGAUGUUCACUAUGUAUGAUAUUGAUGGAAAUGGUUUUCUUUCAAAGGAGGAGUUUUUCACAAUGCUGAAAUCUUUUAUCGAAAUAUCUAACAACUGCCUCUCAAAAGACCAGGCAGAACAAGUAAUAGAAAGUAUGUUCAAAGAGGCUGGAUUUGAAAAUAAAACAGAGUUGACAUGGGAAGAUUUCCAUUAUCUGCUCCGGGAUCAUGACAAGGAACUUCGUUUAUCACAGUUGCGUUUCAAAGGUAUGGAAGCUCCAGAAGUCUUCAAUCAGAUGUGUAGAAGAGUAUCUUUUAUAGACAGCAUGGAACCAGGACGGAAUAGAUUGGUGGAACCACGUUUAUAUACAGAAGCUAAAAAGGACAAAUACCAGAAAAGCAAAAUGCAUCAGAAAAUACAAGAGUUAAAGCGUUUUGUUGAAAAUUACAGACGCCAUAUUGUCUGUGCAAUUAUUUUUUAUGGAAUCUCUAUUGGCUUGUUCAUAGAAAGAGCUUACCAUUACAUCUUUGAGUCACAGCACACAGGUAUUGCUGAAGUAUCAUUGCCAGGUAUUGCUAUCUCAAGAGGCUCAGCCGCAAGCAUCUCAUUUAUGUAUUCAUACAUCCUGCUCACAAUGUGUCGCAAUCUCAUCACUUUUCUAAGGGAAACCUUCUUAAAUCAGUACAUCCCUUUUGAUGCUGCUGUGGACUUCCACAGACUUGUAGCCAAAACAGCACUUAUACUCACAGUUCUUCACAGUUUGGGGCAUGCAGUCAACAUAUAUAUGUUCUCCAUAACUCCAUUGAGUACACUUGCGUGUCUAUUUCCUAAAGUAUUUAUGGAUGAUGGGUCUGAUCUGCCACAGAAGUAUUAUUGGUGGUUUUUCCAGACCAUACCAGGGUUCACUGGUGUGAUACUUCUGGCUGUCCUUGCUUUGAUGUAUGUUUUCUCUUCCCGACAUUUCCGUCGCAUCAGUUUUCGGGGAUUUUGGCUGACCCAUCAUUUAUAUAUAUUGUUAUACAUUUUGACUAUACUGCACGGAAGUUUUGGACUUCUACAAGAGCCAAAAUUUUAUGCCUACUUCAUAGUUCCAGCGAUUGUGUUUGUUGGGGACAGUCUUAUUAGCCUGAACAGAAAGAAACGAGAGAUCAGUGUAAUAAAAGCUGAACUUCUGCCAUCAGAUGUCACGUGCCUCCGGUUUCAACGCCCUUUGGAUUUUGAGUACAAAUCAGGACAGUGGGUGAGAAUUGCCUGCUUGGCUCUAGGAACCAAUGAAUACCAUCCAUUCACGUUAACCUCCGCUCCUCACGAGGAAACCCUAAGUUUACACAUUAGAGCUGCAGGACCAUGGACUACUCGCUUACGUGAGCUCUACUCUCCACAGAGUGUCACUGAACUCAAUGGCUAUCCAAUGAUAUACCUUGAUGGACCCUUUGGAGAAGGCCACCAGGAAUGGAACAAGUAUGAAGUUUCAGUUCUUGUUGGAGGAGGAAUUGGAGUCACUCCUUUUGCAUCAAUUCUUAAAGAUUUGGUGUUCAAAUCAUCUAUCAAGUCUAAAAUGAUGUGCAAAAAGGUGUAUUUUAUAUGGGUAACUCGCACACAGAGGCAGUUUGAGUGGCUGGCAGACAUCAUCCGAGAGGUGGAGGAGAAUGAUAAACAUGAUCUGGUGUCUGUUCAUAUUUACAUCACACAACUUGCUGAAAAGUUUGACCUUCGUACCACCAUGCUGUAUAUAUGUGAACGACAUUUCCAGAAAGUCUUAAAUCGCAGUUUAUUCACUGGUUUACGAUCCAUCACCCACUUUGGAAGGCCGCAAUUUGAACAAUUUUUCAUUUCUCUGCAAGAAGUUCAUCCAGAGGUUCACAAAAUUGGAAUUUUCAGCUGUGGUCCACCGGGAAUGACAAAAAAUGUGGAUAAAGCUUGCCAGCUGCUCAAUAAGAGGGACCAGACCCAUUUUUCUCAUCAUUUUGAGAAUUUCUAACAAAAUAUUAUAUGCUAAAGGGACCCUGCAAAUAAAGUUGGUAAUCAUU
This is a messenger RNA of Spea bombifrons (plains spadefoot toad), 4695 nucleotides long. RefSeq names its product dual oxidase 1-like. The transcript has 33 exons. The record is from RefSeq and is a predicted model, not a curated record. Gene Ontology annotation, molecular function: calcium ion binding; superoxide-generating NAD(P)H oxidase activity; heme binding. Gene Ontology annotation, cellular component: NADPH oxidase complex; plasma membrane. Bases 120 to 4646 code for a protein of 1508 amino acids. Lineage: Eukaryota; Metazoa; Chordata; Amphibia; Anura; Pelobatidae. Gene Ontology annotation, biological process: response to oxidative stress; superoxide anion generation; defense response.